AAAAGGAUCCGGCCACAGCAAGCUGACAAACAGGCACCAUGAAGCUGGGGCAGCGUCUCUCGGUUUGUGUCCUGCUGCUACUUUGUGUGACACAGAGCGCAGAUGGAGGGAACAUUUUGGUGUGGUACACUGAAGGCAGCCACUGGAUUAACAUGAAGCCUGUGCUGGAGUCGCUGAUUGACAGGGGACACCAGGUGACGGUUCUGGUCCCGAGCACGUCAAUGUUCAUGAACACCAAUGAGCCUUCUCGCUUUGGCUACGAACCCUUCAACGUCUCUGUCUCGAAGGAGACAAUGGAGGACUUGAUGAAAGAAUUCUUUCACUUCUCCAUGUAUGAAAUGGAUCAUAUGAGUUACUUGCAGAUUUACAUCAGAUUCAUUGAGCUGAUGAAGGGCAAUCUGCAGAACUCUUUGAAGUUUUUGGAUGGCGUGGUAAAAUCAGAGACCAUCAUGAAGAAGCUGAAGGAGGGAAAAUAUGACCUUCUCCUGGCUGACCCCGUCUAUCCCGGCAGUGACUUAGUAGCAGAUAUUUUGGGCAUCCCCCUGGUCUUCUCCCUUCGGUUUUCCAUAGGCAAUACAUGGGAGAGACAUUGUGGUCAGCUACCUGCUCCUCCUUCCUUUGUUCCAGGCACUAUGAGCAAACUGACUGACAAGAUGGACUUCCGAGACAGAGUGUGGAACUUCCUCUUCUACGCACUGCAGGACGUUGUGAUCGAUAACUUUUUUUUUAAAGAAGUAGAUAAAUAUUACUCCGAAAUCAAAGGAAGCCACUGGAUUAACAUGAAGCCUGUGCUGGAGUCGCUGAUUGACAGGGGACACCAGGUGACGGUUCUGGUCCCGAGCACAUCAAUGUUCAUGAAUACAAGUGAGCCUUCUCGUUUUGGCUAUGAACCCUUUAACGUCUCUGUCUCAAUGGAGACCAUGAUGGAGUUUUUUGAAGAGUACCUUCACUUCUCCAUGUAUGAGAUUGAUCAUAUGAGCUACUUGCAGAUGUACAUCAAAUACAUGGAUAUGAUGACGGUUGACCUGCAGUAUUCUUUGAAGUUUUUGGAUGGCGUGGUGAAAUCGGAGACCAUCAUGAGGAAGCUGAAGGAGGGAAAAUAUGACCUUCUCCUGGCUGACCCCAUCUAUCCCGGCAGUGACUUAGUAGCAGAUAUUUUGGGCAUCCCCCUGGUCUUCUCCUUUCGGUUUUCCCUAGCCCAUAACUGGGAGAGACAUUGUGGUCAGCUACCUGCUCCUCCAUCCUUUGUCCCUGGUGCUAUGAGCAAACUGACUGACAAGAUGGACUUCCGAGACAGAGUGUGGAACUUCCUCUUCUACGCACUGCAGGACGUUGUGAUCGAUCAUGUUUCUUGGAAAGGAUUAGAUAAAUAUUACUCUGAAAUCAGAGGAAAACCCACCAGCGCCUGUGAGAUGAUGGGUAGAGCAGACAUCUGGUUGAUGCGAACCUACUGGGACUUUGAUUUCCCUCGUCCUUCUCUCCCUAACUUCAAAUUCGUUGGUGGGAUCCACUGCAGACCUGCUAAACCUUUACCAGAGGAUAUGGAAGAGUUUGUGCAGAGUUCUGGAGAUGCUGGUAUCGUGGUCUUCACUUUGGGGUCAUUCAUCACGAACAUCACCACAGAGAAGGGAAACAUGAUCGCCUCAGCCCUCGCUCAGUUACCACAAAAGGUGCUGUGGAGAUACAGUGGAGAAAAACCAGCGACUCUGGGUGCCAACACCAGACUAUACGACUGGAUCCCUCAGAAUGACCUACUGGGUCACCCCAAGGCAAGAGCUUUUGUCACCCAUGGUGGCACAAAUGGGAUUUAUGAGGCCAUCUACCACGGUGUUCCCAUGGUGGGCAUCCCCAUGUUUGCUGACCAGCCAGACAACAUGGUCCACAUGAAGGCUAAGGGAGCUGCAAUUAUUGCAGACUUGAACUUCAUGAAGACAGAGGACCUGAGAGAUGCUAUCAAUACUGUCAUCAAUGACAAAUCGUACAAGGAAAAUGUCAUGCAGCUGUCCAGCAUCCAUCAUGACAGACCAAUGAGUCCUCUGGAUGAGGCAGUAUUCUGGAUUGAGUACACCAUGAGAAACAAAGGGGCCGAGCACCUGAGGGUUCAGGCCCAUGAGCUCACCUGGUACCAGUAUCACUGCUUGGAUGUCCUGGCCUUCCUCCUUGCCAUCAUUCUGCUUCUCGUCUUUCUCUUCAUCAAGACCUGCAGUUUCUGCCUCCGGGGGUGCUGUGGCAGAAAGGAAAAGAGAAAGAGAAAGAGAAAGGCUGAGUAAAUGAACAGAAAUGUAGUUGGUUAAAUAAGUAAUGGCUGAAAAACAACAGUUCUCUGGUUGUCCUGUUGGUCUAAAUCAUGUGAUGUAAACAUAAUGCCCUGGAUUGGAAUAUGUGGAUUAGAUCCAGAAAUUUGUAAUUAAUAAUUUUGACAAAAAAACGUGAAAAUACAUUAAAAAAUGAUUUUACAGUGUCCAGUAUUAUCCUGAAUCUCCAAACAAUGUACCAUGUGUUGUGCCAUUUAUUUCACUUGUUUUGUCACCAUAAACUCAAGUUCAGUAAGCCUGUAAACUGAAAUAAAAACAGCCUGAACAAAUACCAUGUUUUUGCUUUAC
Molecule: messenger RNA, 2603 nt
Organism: Epinephelus fuscoguttatus (brown-marbled grouper)
Lineage: Eukaryota; Metazoa; Chordata; Actinopteri; Perciformes; Serranidae
Product: UDP-glucuronosyltransferase 2A1-like
Exons: 7
Coding region: 39-2270 (743 amino acids)
Molecular function (GO): UDP-glycosyltransferase activity
Source: RefSeq, a predicted model, not a curated record